Anneissia japonica is the source of this 5225-nucleotide messenger RNA. RefSeq names its product extracellular globin-E1-like. NCBI's taxonomy places the organism in Eukaryota, Metazoa, Echinodermata, Crinoidea, Comatulida, Comatulidae. The transcript is spliced from 4 exons. The coding region runs from base 791 to 1345 and encodes 184 amino acids. The record is from RefSeq and is a predicted model, not a curated record. Gene Ontology annotation, molecular function: oxygen binding; heme binding.
CAUACUAGUCGAGACGAUGAUGAAAGGAGUGGUAUAGAUGAUUUAUUCUGAGCUAUGAUGUUCGAAUCGUGUAAAUGUAAAAGUCAAUAUCGUUACUUUGCUUCAAACGACUGGAUUGCACUCUCGAGUCAAAAUCUGUGUGUCGGUCAAGUGAAACUAGAGUAAUAGAAAACGCUAACAGAGUAACUGCACGGGUACAUUACCACGCUCUAUUAUCAUUGGUAUUGACUGAAACGUCAGGUUAAACAUCACCAUAGUAACGUGUUGGUUUUUGAUCAACGUCUUCGCACGACAGAUACGUGUUUUCAUAGCGGAAAACGACUCUGUAAUGAAGCUCAUCAGCUGGACACAUGUGCUGUCAGUGAAAUAAGUGAGAUACAUAUUUACAGGAGGGCCUACAUUCGUUUGGUGCAGGUUUUGUGUAGGCCUAUUUUAGGCUUCAUCGGAAGCAUUGCUACGAUGCCUUAGAAGACCUGCGACGCGUGGACUAGUGAUCAUACUCUAUUAGCCUACUAAGGAAGACUCGUCGAAACGGUAGUCCCAAAAAUUAUGGGUCAACGUCAUUAGUUUCAACGAUGUUCACAGACCAAGAUUUUUUGUAGAUUUCCGGCAAGAAACAACAAGAAUGCUUUUUUUACUAUCAACUCUUGUUUUAGAAUGUGAUUUGUGGGCCUAUCCGUACCGACGAAAACCAAGUUAUUUUAUUGCACAGAUUAAUCUUGGCCUAUAUGUACACAUCUGAAGAUAUAACUCGGCUGUAUACAAAUACUGAUAGCAUUUAGACAAUAGUAUGGGGUGCACUACUUCAGUUGAGAAGGGAAGAAACUCAAGCGCUCCUUUCCAUGAUGCUCCCCAGAAGCAAUCGCCUGUCGACAAGAGACUUCCAUUCACUGCACGUGACAAGUUUAGCCUUCAGAAGUCUUGGAAAGCUGUACAGAGAAGCCUAAAUGAAGUGGGUACUGAUGCAUUUCUCAGAAUAUUUAAAGCUAACCCAGAAUACCAGGAUCUCUUCAAAGACUUAAAGGGUCAGUCACGUGAGCAAUUGAUAGCAAGUUUGGCGUUCGAAAAUCAAGCUGCAAUAAUGAUGAACAUUUUUGACGAGUUGCUGGAAAAACUCGAUGACGUAGACAAUAUGAUUGCAAUGCUACGUGAAAUCGGUGAAAACCACGCCUCGUAUGGCGUAACCGUUGACAUGAUUAAGAACUUUGAAGAACCGUUCACUAAAUCGAUAAAGGAGUUCCUCGGUGACCGAUACACAGAAAACAUAGAAAAUUUGUACAGUAAAUUUAUAACAUUUGCGUUUGAGGAAUUUUGUAUAGGAUUGAAAGAGGCAAGUCUGACCUGACAAGUCGAGUUUCGUUAAACUCUUUCCUGUGUAUGAAUUCAACAGUGUAAUAUUUGAUUGUGUAUACAGUAUUCGACUGCAGACCUUUAGAGUAUUCGACGGCUGUAUUCGUCAUUAUGCCUAAAUUCAGUUUCUACUUUGGAUUAAAAUUUGUUUAUCGCAAGAACUCAAUUUGUGUUAAAUAACUAGCUCUUAAACCAAAUAAAACUUCGAUAUAAUAUUGUAGAAUGAAAGUACAUUCAAAUCCCAAAGUGAAUCUACAAAAUCAUAUCAGAGGUUCAAUCAAUGAUUCGCGUAGUUUGAUAAAUGUAAUAAUGUUAACGUCUUGUAUGCCUCCUUUGUUCUCACGGUUCAACACGAACAGUUAUUGCAUUAUUACCAGAAGCAAUUGAGCACGGAAAUUGAUGGCAGUAAACAUAAUUUUGCACUCAACAUGAUAUUACUCGUUUGGGAAUUGCAUGUAAUAAUUAUGUUUGGGAUGUUCAAAGAAAACGUUAUCAUCGUUUCGUAAAUUAUACCUAUCUAUCGACGUACGAGAAUUCGUAGCCUAGCGCCGUUAAUCUGUACAGUGACAUUCGGGAUUGUAAAUUCAAAUCGUUUUUAUUAAAAUUAAAACAGAUUUGCUAGCAAAGUGCAUCGAUGCAACGACCGAUAAAGAAAUUAAGAUGGAACAAACAUCAGCAAACAAAACUUGUGCAAUCCGUAAAUGUAGACAUCCAAGGACAAAAUAUUAAAGUUGUGGAAAAAUGCUGAGCGACCCUACCCUAGGGUCGAGUCACGUAGAAUCUUUGGACGCUCAUAUUGGAUGUCGUAAAACAUAGCAGACAACAUUUUUUUGGAGGGGGUAGGGGAACGGAAAGUACAUUUACAAACAUUUUUUUAAAUUUCAAGCGAUGACUCGUUUCAACACUGUACUAGCUUGCAACAACUUCGUUUGAGUACAUACUUUGGAGAAAUGAACAUUUGAAAAUAUUGGCAACCGUGAUAUGUUAACGUCUUUGACGUGGAUGGACAAAGUUCGUAAUACUUGAUAAUGCUUGUUAUUGUUAUGUCUUUACUAUUACUUGUAGAUGAUCGCCGUAGAAGACUAUUCCUGAAGUAGUGAAUUAGGAACACGGCAGUUCAGUCUGCAGAAAUAUAUUGAUACUCAAGCAGGCCCGUAUUAAAAGGGUGUGGGGGUGGGGGGGGAUUUAGUAGGUGUGUACGCACUCCCGAGUAGCAGAAGGUCCACAAUUGUUAGUGACAAUUGAGAAAGUACUAUAAUAGAUAGAUAUUCCUUACGUAUAUUACUUUUCACGGUAGAGGUGGCGCCAGGAGCCCGACGGGGGUUUGAUGUCCUCAACUGGGUUGAUGGGUGGGAGGUGUAAGUGGGCGUGGUCAGGCGUCUUUCAAAAUUUAUCGGAAGUGGUCAAGGGGCGAAGCUCCCGAAACUAUGACAAUUAAAGGGUUUCAAAAGGUUCUUUAUUCGAUUUUAGAAUAUACUACUAUGUAAAAAAAAACCCAACGGGGGAGAGGUCUCCAACGAGACUGUCUCCCUUUCCCUGCUGGCGCCAACCCCUGAUUGUAGGCUGAAAUUUAUUAAAGGAUCUAAGACUCCUACUGUCCCCGCUUCAAUCCUACCGACUUUGUCGUCUUGACUCGGCCGGGAUUCCAGGCUACCCCAUAGGUUCAUUAUUAGGCCUAUUGCACACCACCCGCCUCCCCUUGCAGUCCUGGACACAGCCUUAGGCCUACUUCUUCUUUUCAUUAUGAGUGCAUCACUUUGAAUCUCACAUUAAUCAGUCAAUUUAUGUACGGUAUUUAAUUUGUUUAGGCUCAGGGCCAAGGAUAUGCCAAUAGCGAACCCGGAACCUUUCACAAGACAAGCAUAUAUUAAACAAGCUGCUGUACUUAAACUAAUUAGUCUCAGGGAGUUGGUUUUGGAUGUGAGAAAAAAAAUCCCGGACACUGGGAUUGAAAGGCAUGCAGCUUAAUCACGAAGCUAUUCAACUUUACUCCAACUACGCCUAUGUUAGUAAAGAAAUUUAUAAUAUAACGCCAGAAUUCAUAACAGAAAUGUUCAAAUGUGCUCGAACAGCGGCGUCUUAGUUUCAGUGUCAACUGAUUGUGACAUCCUCAUAUGAUGCGGAAGAGAAUUCCAAAGAUGAGGUGCAUCACAUGAACAUGCUUAUUUUCCAAAAAACUCUAGUGUAUAUAUAUGUACAUAGUGGGUGGUCCUUUCAGAAGGACAAAUUUCACAUUAUUUUCAAGAAGUUAUUUUAACCCCCUUUUUUUUUCAGAAUAUCGCUUUUGUACUUAAAAUAACUUCUUGAAAAUAUCAGUGUAGGAUUGGGAUGUUAUUCUUUUUUGAGUAUUACAAAGUAAAGCAAAUUAUUAAUUGAGACGAUGUAUAUUUUUGAUAGGACUAAUUAAAUCUUAAUUUAAUCAAUGUUAUAUGCUCAACUUCAAUUUUAGUAUAUUAAAAAUUGAAAUAAAUUUUAUUUGUAUUAUAUAUUAAAAUUUAGGGAAUAUAUAGCUUUACAAGAGUAUUUUCUGGUGCAAUAACUUUAUACUUUGCAAUUCGUUUUUUUUUUCAAAUUUGACGUAUGUCCAAGUCAGAGACGGAUUCACCAAAUUAGAGAAUCAUUGUCACUGUAAAAACAACGUGAAGAAUUUAAACACAAAGCUCCACGCAUUUUCCCCGUUUCUGUCGAAGAGCUAACCGUGUUUGGCAUAGCAAAUUGUGCUUACGAUCUUGAGGUGUUUUGCAUUGUUCUUAAGUAGUUGAUACCAUGAUGUCAAAUACCAAACGCAUUUAUUAGUAGGUAUUUCAAGACCUAAACACAUUAAGUAAUGUCUAAACACAGUUAGAUGUUAAACGUGUCACCAUAGCGGGACAAAAUCAUGGAGCUUUGUCUUUCAAUCCUCCACACUGUUUUACAUUGGCAAUGGCAUAGUUAGAGAGGGGGUGGGGGUCAAGGAUGGGCACAUUCCCGGGCCGGGUGCCGGGUUUGGGGGCGCUAAAACGGGAGAAUGAGAGUAAAAAUAAUAAGCACUUAGAAAAACGAAAUUGAUGUAUGUCGUCAUGCAUGAAAAGUUUUCAGUUAAUAAUAAGAAUCUGAAUGUAGUUGUUUAAAAAAAAAAAUCAUGUUGACAGUAGAUAUUUCAAUGAGUUGUGAGCGUUCAGCAAGCUAAGGUUCAUCCUGCCAUAUCGCAGAGCCACGAUGGGACAAGCGAGACUACCGUAUCUACUUUGGCACUCCUUAGUAUUGAACGCGAUGAAGCAGACAACAUUAACUUUGAUCAUGCUAUUAACUUUGCUGAUGCAAAAGCACGCAAAAUGCAGUUGCGAGUUUAAACAAUGUUGCAAAUUUAGCAACUUACAAGACUCUACUAUAAGAUAAAUUUAGAGAAUAAGAAUACUGUACUAAGCUGUAUGUGAUAAAUACAACAGCCUUACAACUUAGGAUAAUGGUAAAGUUGUAUACAAAGUUGCGAACAUCGUAAUGAAGUUUCAAUAGUAAGAAAGAACUUACUAUAUAUGAGAGAAUAAAACUAGUUAUUUGGGUUUAAAUAAUGAUAUUUAGACAGUUUGCUUAUUUUUACAGCGCAUGGUACGGAUGUACGGUAUAUGCUUAAAGCCUAUACAAUCAAUAUCAAUUUAUUUCACAAUAUUAUAAUUAUAAUUGGAGGGCGCAAUUUUCUACACUUUCCCCCGGUCGCCAAAACCUGUAGCUACGCCACUGAAUUACUUAUACAGGUCGUGGAGUGUUGAAAACGAACUCUCAGGCAAACGUUGUGGUGUUAAAAACAUUUCUAGACUUUCACAAAAGAUAUAGGCCUAUAAUAAUCCAGUAUUAAGAAUAAAACAAAGAAUAAAGGCAUACACGACAAUGAGAAA